AUGUUUUCAAUAAUCCUGAUUGGUGCUUUAAUUGCAUUUACCAACUCAGCUGUAUACAAUGCGCCAUCCAAUCAGUAUUCUUCAGCAUCUGUAGCACAAGCGGCUCCAUCUUUAUUGCCUCGAUAUCUGAAUCCAGGAACUGCUCAAAAUCCGUGGCGAUUUUUGACAUCUAAUCAGUACUUGCCUUUACCAACACCAUCAUCUCCCUCUGCAUCUACUCAAACAUCGUAUGCAGCACCAUCUCCAGCGCCUGCUCCCUACUCAGCUAAAAGCUUGGCACAAGCUUCCUACGCAGCUCCAGUAUCAACACCUUGCACAUAUUCAGCGCCAGCUCAGGCCACUGGCCCUAAGUCAGGAUCUUACGCCGCUUCUAGCUCUGCUCAGGCGUCCUAUGCAGCUCCGCCCCCAACUCGUGACUCCGCUCAGACCUCUUAUGUUGCACAAGAUCCAGCUCCUUCGGUUGAUCCAGCAUCUUACGCUGCGCCUAGCUAUGCUCCAGCUUCUUAUACCGCACCUGCUCCGGCUCCUGCGCCCGCUCCAGCCUCUUAUGAUGCCCCAGAUCAAGCUCCCGUAGCGUAUGCUACUCAGGCCUCGUAUGCUAUACACGCCCUUGCUCCUGCACCUGGUCCAGCAUCUUACGCUGGUCCGAGCUAUACGCAAGCUUCCUAUUCCGCACCUACACCUGCCCAUUCGCCCGCUCCUGCAUCGUACGUAAGCUCCAGCAAUGCUCCGUCCUCUUAUGCUGCACCAGCACCAGCUCCUGCACCUGCGCCGUCAUCUCAUGCGGCUUCUAUCUCUGAUCCGGCCGUUUAUUCUGCACCAGAACCAGCUCCUUCGACUGAUCCAGCAUCUCAGGCUGCGCCUAGCUAUGCUCAAGCUUCGUAUGCCGCACCUGCAGCUGGUUCUGCGUCCGUUCCAGCCUCUUAUGCUGCUCCGGAUCCUGCUCCUGCAUCUUACGCUGCUCCGAUCUAUACUCAAGCUUCUUAUUCCGCACCUGCACCUGCCCCUGCGCCUGCUCCUGCAUCGUACGUAAGCUCGAGCAAUGGCCAGGCCUCUUAUGCUGCACCAGCACCUGCUCCUGUACCUUGCUCUGCACCCGCACCGUCAUCUCAUGUGGCUUCCUCGACUGAUCCAGCAUCUUACGAUGGGCCUAGCUAUGCUCAAGCUUCAUAUGCCGCACCUGCACCUGCUCCUGCGCCCGUUCCAGCCUCUUAUGCUAGCCCGGAUCCUGCUCCUGCAUCUUACACUGCGCCUAGCUAUGCUCAAGCUUCGUAUGCCGCACCUGCACCUGCGCCGUCAUCUCAUGCGGCUUCCAGCUAUGAUCCAGCCAUUUAUUCUGCACCAGAACCAGCUCCUUCGACUGAUCCAGCAUCUUACGCUGCGCCUAGCUAUGCUCAA
This is a messenger RNA of Rhagoletis pomonella (apple maggot), 1398 nucleotides long. RefSeq names its product skin secretory protein xP2-like. The annotation marks the transcript as partial. The record is from RefSeq and is a predicted model, not a curated record. The transcript has a single exon. Lineage: Eukaryota; Metazoa; Arthropoda; Insecta; Diptera; Tephritidae.